GAAUCCAAAACCAACCACAAAGCCAAAAAACAAAAGUUUCCAGCUUUCAUGGCGUAGGCUCAGCUGGCACCAGCUUUCCAUGGAUUCAUUCUCAACUCAGCGUCCAUUCACGCGUCUCUCUCUCUCUCUCCCUCUUUUUCACAGGCAUUUCCCUCUACCUUUAAUUAUACAAUUGAUCUCUCUCUCUCUCUCUCUCUCUCUUUCACAGGCAUUUCCCUCUCCCUUUAAUUAUACAAUUAAUCUCUCUCUCUCUCUCUCUCUCUAUCCCCCUAUAUAUACUGAUACCCACUAACCCAAACUCACAUCCCACUUCUCACCGCUUUCUGAAACCCUAAACAUGGCAUUCUUGUCUUUCAUUAAUGGCUUCUCAACCCUUCUCCUGGUUGCCCUUCUCGCGAGCUCUAUGAUGGCCGCCAAAGGCGGCAACUUCUACCAAGACUUCGACGUAACGUGGGGCGAUCACAGGGCCAAGAUCUUCAAUGGCGGCCAGCUUCUGUCUCUGUCUCUGGACAAGACCUCCGGCUCCGGAUUCCGGUCCAAAAAAGAGUACUUGUUUGGCCGGAUCGACAUGCAGCUCAAGCUCGUCGCCGGCAACUCCGCCGGCACUGUUACUGCCUACUACUUGUCUUCUCAGGGGCCGACGCACGAUGAAAUCGACUUCGAGUUCUUGGGAAAUCUGUCCGGCGACCCUUACAUCGUCCACACAAACGUCUUCACUCAGGGCAAGGGAAACAGAGAGCAGCAAUUCUAUCUCUGGUUCGAUCCCACAAGAAACUUUCACACUUACUCCGUCGUUUGGAACCCACGACAGAUCAUAUUCUUGAUCGACAACACCCCGAUCAGAGUAUUCAAGAACGCGGAAUCCAUCGGCGUGCCGUUCCCCAAGAACCAGCCGAUGAGGAUCUACUCGAGCCUGUGGAACGCCGACGACUGGGCGACGAGAGGCGGCCUGGUGAAGACCGACUGGACGAAGGCACCGUUCACGGCUUACUACCGGAAUUUCAACGCCAAGACAUGCUCCGGGGCGUGCACGGAGUCGUUCGGCGACGGCGCGUGGCAGAGCCAGGAGCUCGACGCCCACAGCCGGAGGAGGCUGAGAUGGGUUCAGAAGAAUUUCAUGAUCUACAAUUACUGCACCGAUCUGAAGCGCUUUCCUGAGGGGCUUCCGAAGGAGUGCCGGCGGCGGUCGAGGUUCCUCUAGAACCUUCUGGGCGUUUGUGGAUGGAGAAGGAGUUUGUAAAUGUGUUGAAAAAUUCUUUAGUUCUUGUUUGUUUAUGUAUUUUGUUUUCUUUUGUGUUGUAUUGCUCUGUUAUCAUGAGUUUGGUGGGUUGGUUCCAUAUAUAUCUCUUUGAUAUCAAAUAAAUCCAUUUUUCGUAUUCUUGUUUGAUA
Messenger RNA from Diospyros lotus (date-plum), 1389 nucleotides. RefSeq names its product xyloglucan endotransglucosylase protein 1. Gene Ontology annotation, molecular function: hydrolase activity, hydrolyzing O-glycosyl compounds; xyloglucan:xyloglucosyl transferase activity. The transcript has 3 exons. Lineage: Eukaryota; Viridiplantae; Streptophyta; Magnoliopsida; Ericales; Ebenaceae. Gene Ontology annotation, cellular component: cell wall; apoplast. Gene Ontology annotation, biological process: cell wall biogenesis; xyloglucan metabolic process. The record is from RefSeq and is a predicted model, not a curated record. The coding region runs from base 338 to 1201 and encodes 287 amino acids.